Messenger RNA from Bombina bombina (fire-bellied toad), 1419 nucleotides. Its product is annotated as sperm-specific protein Don juan-like. The record is from RefSeq and is a predicted model, not a curated record. The transcript is spliced from 4 exons. Lineage: Eukaryota; Metazoa; Chordata; Amphibia; Anura; Bombinatoridae. The coding region runs from base 178 to 450 and encodes 90 amino acids.
ACAGCUGUCUGAUGCAGAGAGGAACACAGAGUGGCCCUUUCUGCAUCGGUAACUCUGCCCGUCUAUUUCUGCACUGCCACACUCAUGGGACAUACAGAAAUAGUACAACGCUGGUCCUUAAGGGCAUAAUGACCAGCAUCGUACAGGAAGCCAAUUUGACAGCUCAAAACCCCAAUCAUGUCUGGAGUAAAGGGCGGACAGAGUCAAUGUCAUCAGAAUGUCCAGUGUCAUGACCCAUGCAAGGACCCGUGCCAAAAGCAUGACCCAUGCAAGGACCUGUGCAACGACCCGUGCCAAAAGCAUGACCCAUGCAAAGACUCAUGCCACCCUGUGCAACAGCACUGCCAGGAUCAUAGCCAGAAAUGCUACAAGCAAGAACCAAAGGGUCCAACUGUUCCAUAUUUUGCAGGACAGUACAGAAUUUGUAUUGGUUCACUACCAAGAAUAUAACCCAUGGCCAUAAUAUUGCAGGCGCCACAAUGUGGUCUAUACAAUGCCGACUGAGUAUUAGCGGGCCCUAACUACUUAGAAACCAGAGAGAACUGCCAAUCACUGCUUCACACUUUGUUGCUGCCCGAUCUCUGGUAUACAAAUGGUUAAUUCUAAAUCUAGCCCUAACCUUAGCUAUAACCUUAAAGGGACAGUCUAGUCAAAAUUAAACUUUCAUGAAUCAGACAGGGCAUGCAAUUUUAAACAACUUUCCAGUUUACUUUUAUCAUCAGAUUUGAUUUGUUCUCUUGGCAUUCUUAAAUGAAAGCUAAACCUAGGUAUCCUCAUAAGCUAAUUUCUAAGUCCUUGAAGGCCACCUCUUAUCUGAAUGCAUUAGAUAGUUAGACACUGCUAGAUCAUGUGUGCCAUAAGAUAACACAUAAAGAUAACAUUGUGCUCACUCCCAUGGAGUCAGCACAGAUUGGCUAAAAUGCAAGUCUGUUAAAAGCACUGAGAUAAGGGGCAGUCUACAAAGGCUUAUAUACAAGGUAAUCACAGAGGUAAAAAGUAUAUUAAUAUAUGGUUAUGCAAAACUGGGGAAUGGGUUAUAAAGGGAUUAUCUAUCUUUUUUAAACAAUACCAAUUCUGAAGUAGACUGUCCCUUUAACCAUAAACCUAAUCUUAACCCUUAGUCUAGUUUAAAAGGACAUGAAACACAAAAAAUGAUUUCAUGAUUCAGAUAGAGAAUACAAUUUUAAACAACUUUACAAUUUACUUCUAUUAUUUCAUUUGCUUCCUUCUCUUGUUAUCCUUUGCUGAAAGGUUUAUCUAGACAAGCUCGGGAGCAGCAGAGAACCUAGGUCCUAGCUGUUGAUUGGUGCAUAUAUAUAUAUUGAUUGUGAUUGGCUCACCCAUGUGUUCAGUUAGAAACCAGUAGUGCAUUGCUGCUCCUUCAACAAAUGAUACCAAGAGAAUGAAACAGAUUAGAUA